CAACACAUACACGCACGCUCGCCACACACAAACUUCCUUGCUGACUUCAGCUUCUUCGCCGUACAGCAAGGGUUCGGAGCGCCAACCAUGCCAAAGAAUAAAGGAAAGGGAGGAAAGAACCGCAGGAGAGGUAAAAACGAGAACGAGAGCGACAAACGGGAACUAAUCUUCAAAGAGGCCGGUCAAGAGUACGCCCAGGUCAUCAAGAUGCUUGGCAACGGUCGUCUGGAGGCCUACUGCUUCGACGGGACCCAGAGACAGUGUCACAUCAGAGGGAAACUCAGAAAGAAGGUGUGGAUCAACCAGGGAGACAUUGUCCUAAUUGGCCUGAGGGACUACCAAGACGCUAAAGCAGACGUGAUUCUUCGCUAUAAUCCCGACGAGGCCAGGAACCUCAAGACAUACGGAGAGCUCCCCGAAUCAGCCAAGUUGACGGAAGUUGGAUAUGGGGCGGGAGAGGAUGAAGACGUUCUCUUUGAUGAAUUAGCAGACGAUCAAGACGACGACCUCGAUGAGGCAAUUGAUGAUGUAAGACUCUUUAAAAAACAAUUGUAUUAGUUUCAUUAUCAGCACCUCUCUCCCUCUCUCUCUCUCUCUCUCCCUCUUCUCACAGGUGUAGAUGAUGUUCACACAGCCAAGUGCAUUAAAAAAACAGCAAAAAAAUUUUGCACAUACAUAUUUCAUAUUAUUGUGAUCUGCAAAAACUGUGUUAUUGUGCUUGUUUUUUGGUCUAUGACAAUAUUUGCUGUGUAGUCAAUUCAGCGUGAAAACUCCAUUAUUGACUGUGAGAUUGUAAAAUGGUUCUGACUACCUAGAGUGUCUCGAUACACAUGGCGAUGCCCAUGCCUCCUCCGAUACAGAGAGCUGCCACACCCCUCUUUCCUCCCCUGUCGGCCAUUACGUGGAGCAGUGUAACUAGAAUCCGGCACCCACUGGAUCCUAUUGGGUGACCCAGUGCUAUGGCCCCUCCACACACAUUCACCUGCCAUAAUAAUGAUAAUGAUAUAUACCUAGCACAGAAGUGCUGAACCAGAAAUAUAAUUUUCUCCAUUGCAAAAAUGGAUCAGUGUUUGGUGGUUGGGGUAAAACAAAUAACGAGAGAGGUAGUAACUAAUUACAUACCUUCUCAGGGUCAAUCCCAAGUUCCCUCACUACCGCCAGAGACUGGGCAGCAAACGCUUCGUUGA
Messenger RNA from Geodia barretti, 1187 nucleotides. The record is from the annotation of a GenBank genome assembly. Lineage: Eukaryota; Metazoa; Porifera; Demospongiae; Tetractinellida; Geodiidae.